Messenger RNA from Cucumis sativus (cucumber), 1324 nucleotides. Its product is annotated as cell division cycle-associated protein 7. NCBI's taxonomy places the organism in Eukaryota, Viridiplantae, Streptophyta, Magnoliopsida, Cucurbitales, Cucurbitaceae. The record is from RefSeq and is a predicted model, not a curated record. The transcript has 8 exons. Gene Ontology annotation, biological process: regulation of DNA-templated transcription. Bases 113 to 934 code for a protein of 273 amino acids. Gene Ontology annotation, cellular component: nucleus.
CUGAGUGACGAACGUGUCAUUUUAUCGUAUCUCGCCAUCUGCCUCUUCCCAAAUUGCUCACUAGAAGAGAGAUCGGUUACACUGAGUUUACAGUGAAGAAGUGACAAACGCCAUGGGAAGACUCAGAGCUAAAUGCGACUACGAAGAUCUCAGAAACGCUCGCAUUUUAGAGAAUAAGGAGCGAUUAGCGUCCCUAGGGUUGAAGAAGGCAGUAACCGAACUUCGUUCCAUUAUUUCCUCUGCAAAAUCGGCAAGGAUCCACGCGAGAAAAUGUCACAACACGCUCUCCCGAAUCUCUCUUCCUCUUCGUCGUUCCGAUCGAUUGAAGCAGAUUUCACCCGUCUCUACUCCAGUUCGUUGCCAGAUUUCCUUCCGGAGGUCCGACAGACUGAAGAGGAAAUUAGUUCUAGACAGUAAUGAAGUGGAGGGAGAGGUUGUGAAUCGGCCUGCGAAUGCUCCUUUAGUGAAGAUUAGUAAUUCGGAACAUUGGACUUCGCCGGAUGCGUCGGCACGGAGGUGUAAUAGUAAGGGACGAGGGGGCGUUUAUGAUCCUGUUUUUGGAAUCUGUUGCCAUUUCUGCAGGCAGAAGAAGCUAUGUGGUGAAGAAGAUUGCAGGAGAUGUGGCGAUUUUGAUAUGGAUGAACCAUGUAUCGGAAAAACCGAUUGCUCUGUUUGUCAUUCCACCAAUGGUGUCUUCUGCCGAGCUUGUCUGAAAGUCAGAUAUGGUGAAGAAAUGGAAGAAGUGAUUAAGAACAAGAAAUGGAUGUGUCCUCAUUGUGUGGAGGAGAAAGGAAUCAACUCAUAUUGGAUAUGCAACAGUUCAUUGUGCUUGAAGAAACGCAAGAUGGCUCCAACUGGGCUUGCCAUUUACAGAGUUGACUUUUGCAGCUCGGAAAAUGGGGUACGAAUCUGUUGCACAUUUGUUAAUGGAUGAGCUUAAGCGAGCAGAUUUACGCAACAGAUAAGCUUUUCGUUCUCUCUUUUUUACUUAUGAUCUACUAGAGUUUCUAGUGAUGUGAAGUAGUAGUAAGUGUGGGAGUUUUUGCUUCUAGUCUGUAUCAUAUGUUUUUCACAAUCAUCAAUGCAUAGAGUAAUUAGAUUUCCCCAAAUUCAGUUUCAAACUAUCUGUUUGGGAAUAUUUGGAUUUAGUUAUCACAAGUUUUAGCCAAUAAUGGAUUAGUAAUCAAUGGGCCAUUUCAAUGGCCAUCUCAAACUCUCAAAACGUGAACUUAUACUUCGGUCCAAUUCUAAUAGUUAAGCCCAAGAGUUGGCCAUUGGACCAUAGGGCCAUACUUGAGUAUUGAGUACUGGGUUUGCCUUUUAA